Eimeria acervulina is the source of this 2619-nucleotide messenger RNA. RefSeq lists its product as hypothetical. The transcript has 9 exons. Bases 1 to 2619 code for a protein of 872 amino acids. The record is from RefSeq and is a predicted model, not a curated record. Lineage: Eukaryota; Apicomplexa; Conoidasida; Eucoccidiorida; Eimeriidae.
AUGUCUCAAAGCAAAGUCUACCCCCAAGAAGGCCCUAGCGCUGUCUCUCAUUUAACUGUCCCUUCGCGCUCUAUUCGCGCUUCCGGGUGUCUCCUUAAUGAAGAGGAGGCAGCAGCAAAUGAAGAAAUGCAUGACGAAACAGCAUUAAAGCAGCAGCAGCAGCAGCAGCAGCAGCAGCGGAUGGCUUCUUCUGCUGUGGGGGGCCCCACACUGGGGAGCUCAGCAAGGGGAUCGCGUCUCCCGAGGUCUCCUAUUAGCUACAGAGACAGUGGUAGGCCGGGUGUAUGUGCAGCAGCGCCUCAGGGGUCUGAUGCUUCGUUGCUGUCUCCUGCUGCAGCAGGUGCUUCCGCGCCCUUAAAGAAUGGUUCUGCUGUACAGGAAGAGACAGCAGCAGCUUGCUGCAGCAGCAGUUCUAUGCGUAACUCCUUGUCUUACAUGGAAGCUGCAGCAGCAGAUUCUGCUGCUGCCGGUGCCGUUGCUGCUGCUGCUGCUGCUCCUGCUUGGGGCGGAGUAGAAGGGUCUAUUAACAGCAGCAAGAGAGGAGGAGACAGCCGAUGCAGCAGCAGACGACAGCAUAGUGGGAGCAACCGCAGCAGCAGCAGGAGGCGGCGCAGCCGGAGUCGUAGCCGUAGCAGCAGCAGCAGCGGCGGCAGCAGCAGCGGCAGCGGAAGCCGCAGCAGCAGCCAGAGCAGCAACAGCAGCAGCGGCCCCCUCAGCAGCAGCAUAGCUCUUGAUGUUGAGGCUCUUAAUAAAGCUUCUUAUACGAGGGCCCCCCUAGGGUCUUUUAAAGAAGCAUUAGUGUGUAUGAAGCUGAGAGAGUUUGCACGGUCUCAUCACGGUGUCUUCGGUCUAUGUACGAAGAACGAAGUAAUUAGCUGGAUAUUUUUUGUUCAGUUUCUUGUUGUCUUGGUUGCUCUAAUGUCUCUUGAAGAUGGAGACAGCAGCAGCAGCAGCAGCAGCAGCAGCAGCAGCAGCAGCAGCAGCAGCAGUGGGGAAGGAGGGGGAUCUUUGUGGGAGUGUGUUCCCCCCUGCAGCAGCACGGGGAUGUAUCUUGAAGCGCAUGGACAUUCUCUUCGGCAGCAGCUGCAGUUUUGGCUGCGAUCUCUGUUCUUCUGGUGGCGCAGCAGCAGCAAAGGAGGAGGCCUCGGAGCUGUCUCCGUCGUCUUCUAUGUCGGCCAGGUAGACAGCGACUGUCUCCCUCACGGCUUUGGUCGCUGGCACUCGGAUGCAUUUCACGGGGAGUCUCUUGUGGGGUACUGGCAUCAUGGCCAGCCAAUGGGGCCGUUUAAGAGCAGAGAGUUCGGCACGGGCUCAGGCUUCAUGUGCAUCCGCAUAGCCUGGUGCAGAGCAAGGAAAGGCCCUCUAGGCUUUGAUACUUCCUUUGGUGUAUCUGAUGCGGAGUGUUGCGUGAGCGGCGCAUUUUUCCGGACAUUUCCGCGAGUGACGAUGUACUCAGUAGAAGGGCAUUUAAGCGAAGAGACGGUGCAGCAGCAGCUAUUAAAUAUAGCUAAAGAUCUCAUGGGUUAUAGAAAACCGACAGCAACUCUUGUAGAUCUAAGCGGAGGUGCUUCUGGUUCUCGUCUAAAGGCUCAGGCCUCGAGACUUCCUGCUGCAGUUCGACGAAAAGCACAGGGCUUCUUUAAAUGGCGAUCGGAUCACCAGAAGAAAAAAAUCAGCAAAGAAGAACGAUAUAGAGAGUGCAUUAAACUUGUCAUUGAUAGGAUGGAUCCUCAUCUACCUAACUUUGGAUUAGCAGAUAAGACAGAGCUGCACAUCACCGUUGACGCCGAGCAAGGUCUUUAUGUCGGGGGUUGGGUACCAGCAGCAGAGCUGCUGCCAGUAGCAGCAACAAAAGAAGGUGCGCAGCAAGAGCCGAAUCUAACAGCAGCAAAUUCUAUUGAAUCUUCACAAACUAUUAAGGGGGGCCCCCAGGGGGCCCCCCAGGGGCCCCCUCCCCCAGGUACCCCCAAGGGGGGCCCCACAGGGGGCCCCCAGGGGCCCCUAACAAAUAGCCCAAGGGAGGGGGCCCCCGGGGGCCCCUCAGUAAUAGAUAUGGGUGGGGGUAGAGGUGUAGGGUUUGAUGCUGUUAAUGAAGAAAGAAAUAUAAGAGGGAGAGACAGAGAGCAUACAGUGCACCUGCAAGUUAAAAGAAAAGUCUCACCAUCACAAACAAAGGCUAAGGGGUUGCAUCAGAGGCUAGGGCAUGCCCUGCAAGUAAAACAAAACAUAAAGCAAGCAGACAUUAGAAGAAGACUAAGAAAGACGCAGCAGCAGCAGCAGCAGCAUCAUCAUCACGGGGAGAGAUCUAUAGAGGACUUCUUGCAGGAGACACCCCACAUAAGGAGACAGACAUGCGAGCAGACUUGUGACGGUAUUGUUGUUCGGGUUAAGAGACCCCAGCAGCAGCAGCAGCAGCAGGAGGAGGAGCAGGAGCAGCACCACCACCGCCACCACCACCAGCAGCAGCAGCAGGAAGGAGACGCAAACAAACAGCGAAGAGGCACAGACAUUCUUGACCCCAGCAAUCAGCUAGACAGACCCUUUGGAUGGGCGGAGUGUUACUGUGGUGGGGUUGUUGAUAUCUCCUUUAGUCUAUUGAGUACCCCCUUCCUGUUCUAA